AUAAAGUCCAUACUUGACACUGACGUCCCUCAUGAAACUAAGAUAAUCGCUUUUAUCGGGGGCUCUUGUUCAAUAGUAUCAGAACCAACAGCUGCUCUUACCGGCCGCCUUUACAAAAUACCUCAAGUGUCUUAUGCCUCCUAUUCCCCUGUGUUGUCAGACCAGUCUAUGUAUCCUCUGUUUCUAAGGACGGCCCCUAGCGACCUUCUAAUGAACAGGCCAAGAUUUGCUCUAAUGGCCACUUAUGACUGGUGCUAUGUGGCUACUCUACAUCAAACAGCUAACCUCUUCUCUUUGGCUGUGCAAGAUUUCCACGAAUCCUUCAAGUCAACCCUAGGCACUGGACCAACUGGUACUUGUUCGGGUAGAGCAGAUAAUGACAAUCCCGUCCUGUUUAGCUUCACUGGUGAUCCACAGAUACCACUCAUGCAAAUAAAAAGCAAGAAGAUUCGUAUUAUCUAUGGUUUCUUCUAUGAAGACAAGGCAGUCCUAGUGAUGUGUUAUGCCCGUAAGCUGGGUCUUACGACCAACAACCACCUCUGGAUCCUUCCGGGUUGGUUCUCCGAGAGUUGGAUGGACUCUGCCAACACUUUAGAUUGGUCCCCCUACAACUGCUCUUGUAACAGCGAUGAAAUUAUGGAGGCUGCUAAAUACUCACUUCUAGUCGACGCCUUCUCACAACUGACCGAUGCAACGCUCGUGUCCGAUAGUGGCUAUACCAAUGCCUCUUAUUUUAAAGAAUACUAUUCUCGCCGAGAUAGCUAUUUCAAUAUUACAAACGCCACACCCUCUUAUGACAUCCCCAUAGAGCUCUCCUCAAAUGCAAUGUACGACGCAGUCUGGGCUACGGCACUAUCACUGAACGCUACUGAAACCAAGUUACAGUCAAUGGGACGUAAUCUGUCUGAAUUUGAGUACUCAGAUUCCACGUUUACUUUUUUACGGGACACCUUCUCCUCAAAUAUAAGUAAGAUGGUCACCGAGAAUAUGAAGAAUUUAGACUUCAUUGGAGUAUCAGGUCGUGUUACUUUUGAUGGGAAUGGCACGAGACUCACAUAUACUCAAAUAUCCCAAUAUGUCCCUGGUACUAGAAUGAUCAAUGGUACUGAGAGAGACGUACUAAACACUGUUAGGCUUGCCAUUUAUAAUGAAACUGAAACUGGUCUUGAUAUCACGUAUGUCGUAGAACCAAAAUGGAGACUCGGUCGUCCUCCUACAGACAGAAGUAGGCCAGUAAGUAUUUUAAUAUCUCCAGCUGUCAUUUACACUAUGGACACUGUCUUGGCCAUUGGUAUAAUUAUUGCAGUCGUGUUGCUUGUUUUUCAAAUUGUCACCAUCAGAAAACCUUUAAUGGCAAAUUCAGCUCCAUAUAUAAAUAUAAUCCUUAUAAUCGGUUGUAUUGUCAUGAUGGGAUCAUCAAUAUUACUUGGCAUUGACUCUGGCACACCUCAAGUCACCGAUGGGGACAGAGAUAAGAUACUUGAUGAAAUUGGCCCUUCUGCUAAAAACAGAUACGCCAUCAUUUGCAUGACUCGUGUUUGGUUGCUAACCAUUGGAUUCACUCUAUCCUUUGGAUCUCUCUUUGCUAAGACCUGGCAGGUCUAUAGAGUUUAUACGAAAGCUGACCUUGGGAAACAGCCUUUCAAGAUGUGGAAUUUCUUCAUCAUCAUGGCUAUACAACUGACAAUCGACGCCAUUUUUCUCAGCAUAUGGAUAGGAGUGUUUAGAUUUAGUCACCGGAUUUAUGAAGAAGAUAAUGAAGCUGAAAAUGCAAUUCGCAAGCAUGAAUACUGCUAUUGUGACAAUUUCUCAUACCUCGUUGGUUCUCUCUACGUCUACAAAGGCCUCCUGGUCGUCUUCGGACUCUUCUUGGCCUACGAGAGCAGGAAUGUCAAAUACACUUUCAUCAAUGAUUCUCGUUUUGUCUCAAUAGCAAUGUACAUUGUAGUGGUACUCAUUGCCAUCAGCGCCCCAUUGAGUCUGGUACUAGCUGAUCAACACUUUAUUAUUGAUCCCUCGUAUGCCAUUGCUGUCUUGCUCAUAUUUAUAACUUGUAUGAGCUGUCUCAUGAUACUGUACAUACCAAAGUUUUAUUAUCUUGCUAAAGGAGCGGACACUAUGGUCCCCUCCUCUAAGAAUGAGGCGUUCCUUCCUGUAGACAACCUCCAGCUGGGACAUACAGACGUCAAUCCAGAGGACGUCCAGUCUGCAGAACAAAAAAUAAAGCAACUUAAAGAACAAGUCAAACAAAGAGAGAUAGAGUUACUGAGUCUUGCAAGGCGAGCUUCAGACCAGGACAGUGGUGUCCUCUGUGCUUCCACUGAGGAUACAGGUGCAGAUGGAAGCAACAGAGGAUCAGAAUCACCCGCUACCAUGCAGACCCUUCAGGAUACAGUGACCACUGUGUCAUCUGAAGGAAAUGGAGGAGAUACUAUUAAUAAUAAUGAUGUAGAAGAAGAAGAGAAUGAAGGAGAGAGAGAGGGAGAGAGACAUGAGAAACUGCCACAAGAAAUGGAAGAAGGACGACAAGAAAAGGAUGUGAAAGAAAGAGGCGAUGAUGAUGAGGAAGAUAUUAAUGUUGCUCCUUUGACAAGGAAGAAGACAGUGACAAUAGCAGAUGUUGAAGAAAUAGAAUUGUAAAAGAACUUACCUUGCAUGUAUGCAUUAUUUUUGUUUGUUGUUGUGUUCUCAAUAGUUGUGAUUGUUUGUAUUAUUUUUAUUUCUCUUGUUCACCUUUUAUUAUUAUUUUAUUAUCAUGAUAUCUUUUCCCUUUCAUUUUUUUGUAAUUACAUUUCUACAUCUCAUACCUUUUUAUUGUUUCAUUAAUAAUA
Molecule: messenger RNA, 2831 nt
Organism: Amphimedon queenslandica
Lineage: Eukaryota; Metazoa; Porifera; Demospongiae; Haplosclerida; Niphatidae
Product: gamma-aminobutyric acid type B receptor subunit 1-like
Exons: 15
Coding region: 169-2640 (823 amino acids)
Biological process (GO): gamma-aminobutyric acid signaling pathway; G protein-coupled receptor signaling pathway
Cellular component (GO): G protein-coupled receptor heterodimeric complex; membrane
Molecular function (GO): G protein-coupled GABA receptor activity
Source: RefSeq, a predicted model, not a curated record